UUAAUAAAAAACAAGAAUACUAAAGUUUUAUAAACAGAAUAAAAGAACAUUUUAUGGUUGUGAACAUAUAACCAGCAAUGUCAAAACAGUGUGAUGUAUGUUCAUUGUAUUUUCAAGAUGAAUGUACCUUGCAAGCACAUCUUGCAGGUAAAAAACACUUAAAGAAACUCAAACAGCUCCAAGUAAUGGAAACAUCAAUUGUUGUCUCACCGUUACCAAAAUUUAUAUCUGCCUGUAAACUUAUUAACUUUUUUCAACAAUAUGGAACAAUUAAACAGCAUCAAUUUGGUCCACAAUAUCUUAAAAUUGAGUUUCAUGAUAGACAUUCUGUGGACGUUUUAUCAAACAAACCAAUUUUGAUAAAUAAUGUAAAAUUGAACAUUAAAAAAGGAACAUCAUAUAAUGAUGUAAGUAAUUCAAAAUCAGUGGACCAAUAUGAACAUGUAGGAAAUGCAGAUUCAAUAAGUUACAAUAACAUAGAAAAAAUAUUUAAUGAAAAUACUACAUUUGAUAAUCAGCUUCAGAUGUUUUUAAAUGCAGUACAACUUACUGAUACUGAAAUAGAAUCAAAAUAUGAAUCUGUUUGUACCGACUUAAAUAAAAUAUUUAAAGUGAUAUUUCCAAACUGCAAAACAUACAAAUUUGGUUCAAUUCAAACAGGAUUAGGUUUUAAAGAAUGCGAUUUAGACAUAUAUAUGGAUGUAAGAUAUAAUAGUAUGUAUACUACAUUUUCCUUUAUUCAAGGUGAUCCAAUAUAUGAAGCUGAAAGUGCAUCUGCAGAUUUCAAGACUACAACGAAGAUUUUUAGAAAAGUGAAAAGAGUUAUGUACAAAAUGAACUAUGUUUUUUCUAACAUAAUAUCAAUUCCAAGAGCUAAAACUCCUAUUAUAAAGUUUUAUUAUGUUCCAACACACGUUUCUUGUGAUAUAUCGUUUAAAAAUAGUUUAGGUAUAUAUAAAAGUUCUUUCAUCAAAUAUUGCAUCUCUCUUGAUAGCAGGAUAAAACCAUUAAUAAUGAUUAUUAAAUAUUGGACAAGACAUUUUAAGAUAUCAGGUACAGGAAAGAUAUGCAAUUAUGCUUUAGUAUUGUUAACUAUUUUUUAUCUACAACAGCCAACUGUCAAUAUUAUUCCUCCCAUGAUGAUACUUCGAAAUUCAUGUCCACCACUAAUUAUAAACGGGUGGCAAGUUAACUUUGACGAAAAUACUGUAUUACCUCCAAUUACAAAUCAGAAUAGUAUUGCACAACUUCUUCAUGGUUUCUUUCUUUUCUAUGCAUCUUUUCAAUUUAAAUCACAAGUAAUAUGUCCCAUAGAUGGAAUGACACAUACAGAAUUAGAAUUUAAAGAAGUAUACAAUUUACCAUCAUGUAUGGAUACAUAUAAAACAUACGUGAAAGAAGAUGGAAGCCUUAAAUUAAAUGUUAAUAAAUUAAUGUGUGUGCAGGAUCCUAUAGAAUUAAAUCAUAAUGUUACUGCAUGUACGCAAUACUCUACAUUGAAUUCUUUUGUAUCAUAUUGUGCACUUGAUGCUGGAAUUUGCACAAUGAGUAGUAAAGAUGAUUAUAGAAAUCUUAUGAAAACUUUGCUCACAUCAAGUAUAAAAAAAAAACCUUGCAAAGGUAAAUUUAUAGUUACAAUUUCUGCAAAACGAUGUCAGUAUCAUAAUGACUCAAAUAACAUGGAAACAAGUAUAGACACUGUAGAUAAGACAAAACUUACAAGCAGUGACUGGUAUUUUACAGUUUUUACAAUACUGAAAUCUAUUUUUGAAAACAUUUUCAAGGUACAAACUGAAGUUUUUACAGCUAAUAUAGGAGCAGGACAACAAAAAAUUGAAAUAUUAUCAGAUGUGCAAAUGGAAAAGCACCAAAAAAUUAUAUUUCAUUGUACUGGAUCACAUUGUGUAUGGCGCAAUAGAAAAGUUAAUAGUAUUGUUUUGGACCCUAGCUUAAGUUGCUUACGAAAAGAAAUUUUUAUAACCAAACUAACAAUAGAAAGUCGCGAUAAAAAGGAUAUUACAAAUAGAAUAAAUUUAGAUUUUUUAUGUACAUUUGAAAAGAGACAUCCUUUAAAAGUUAUCUUAACUGUAACUAAUCAACAUAGUAAUUAUCAUAUUUUUAAAGAAUUUGAAGGUUUUGCUAAAUGUAAAUUAGUGGGAAUAAUAGAACAAACAUUAAUUCAUAUGCAACAAUUCAACAAGUGUUACUAAAUUUGUAUACAAUAUGAUCACACAUUAAGUAUGCAAUUAUGGACCAAA
Messenger RNA from Habropoda laboriosa, 2258 nucleotides. Its product is annotated as speckle targeted PIP5K1A-regulated poly(A) polymerase-like. The transcript has 3 exons. Gene Ontology annotation, molecular function: poly(A) RNA polymerase activity; zinc ion binding; nucleic acid binding. The coding region runs from base 78 to 2210 and encodes 710 amino acids. The record is from RefSeq and is a predicted model, not a curated record. Gene Ontology annotation, biological process: mitochondrial mRNA polyadenylation; mRNA 3'-end processing. NCBI's taxonomy places the organism in Eukaryota, Metazoa, Arthropoda, Insecta, Hymenoptera, Apidae.